This is a messenger RNA of Bursaphelenchus okinawaensis, 1839 nucleotides long. The record is from the annotation of a GenBank genome assembly. NCBI's taxonomy places the organism in Eukaryota, Metazoa, Nematoda, Chromadorea, Rhabditida, Aphelenchoididae.
AUGGGUGAUAUCGAGUGGAUAACGGAGCCGGCGGAGCCAGAAAGAUCGGUGACGCCAAGUGUGGAGAUGACCUUACCGUCCCCACCCAAGUCCGAAUCCAAAGAACAGACAUAUCAACCGGUCGUGGUGUCUUCACCCAUUCAAAAAGAAGAGCACAGACCUGUAGAAGCCGUAUCACCAAGACCUACAAAAGCUACGUCUCCACCUCGACCUCCAAAAGAUGACAAAUUUGUGCAUUAUGACUUCAGAAGUCUCCCAAGUUCAGAAGCCAGAAGUCCACCAGAAGUCAAAAGUCCUCCAGCUACAGAACCCAACCGUCCUUCAGAAGCCGUCAAAUUGCCAGUCAGCGAUUCUGUUGCUCCCAAAGCGUACGAUAUUCCUGAAUCCGUAGCCGCCAAGAUACCAGAAGACGUAGACGCUAGAAUCCCCACAGAAGUUUCUCAAGAAUCUUCCAAACAACCUGAAAACCUCACAAAAACAACAACUUCAGAUACAUCUAGCCCAGUAGCCGCUAAAAGACAAGAAUCAUCACGCUACAGAAGCCCGUCUUCUGACGGUAAAUCCAGAAGUCAAACGCCAAAGUCGUCUGAAGUGAAGUAUAACUUCCCAACUCGCUUCGUGGUCAGUGACGUCGAAGCCAGAGCUUUGCGUGAGUUGGAAGACGACAUACCAUCACGACUAUCGUCGCUUCGUAUCUACGACAAUACUUACGCCAAAGCCAUGAAGGAUUCAGAAGACGCUCUAGAAGUAUCGUCACGAAGAAGCAAACCUUCUGAAUUAUUGUCACGGAGAAAUGAAGCUACUGAAGAGCCACCGCAACAAAUCGAAGCUUCUGGGGUUCGACAGAAGACUCCGGAUUCUGAUGCCGAGGAGAUGGCACGGAUGAAGACGCAGAAGGUGAAGGACGACAACGGAUUCACGUACUACACGUGCAGAUUCUGUGGAAUCACGUUCAACUACAUAACAACGUUGAAAUCGCAUGAGAGGAAACAUGGUGUCGAAAAGGUAUGUCAUCGUAUGUUGUUGUAGUUUAGGAAACAAGUAUUGUUUAUACGAUACAUGAAUUAUACUACUUGUGUUUAACCUAUAUUAUUGUAGCCUUUUGUAUGUGCCAAGUGUGGUGAAGCCUUCCACUACGACUGCGAGCUACAAUAUCAUGUCAAGAGUCAUGUCGGUAAGCAAUGUCAAUAUUUUUUAAGCUGACAUACUAUAAUAUAAUUAUAAAUAUCUUACUAUAAAACGUUAACCAUACCAUUUCAGACCAAAAGGGCUACAAAUGCGACUGUGGUCGUACCUUCUAUCAGUACACCGAGCUGUUGAACCAUUCUCAUCCGGAUGACCCUACUCCAAUAUACUCUCAAGCUGUCAAUCAGCCAGGUGAAGAUGAACAAGCUGCCAGAGUAAAGCCGUUCAGUAAGAUACCUGAGAAUUACUUCCCUACUCCCGAGUUCGCCGAGAAAGGCUACGAACCCAAGUACCAGGUACGACAAUACAACGAGGUCAGAACCCAUCCCUACAUCUGUCAGUACUGCUCCAAGUCGUAUCCUGACAGUCGGUAAGUUUUAUUUACUUGUAGUAAAAAGUAAUGUUUGAAAGCAGACAAAAAGACAGGUCAAAAAGUAGAUAGAAAAACAGAAAAUUAGCAAUGAAGAAUAUCGUUUGAAAACCCAAGAUAACUUAUUGAUGCUAUACCAUAACAUCGUGUCUUGUUUCAGCCAACUGGCCUACCACAUGUACAGUCAUCGUGGGGAGAGAACGUUCAAUCCCCGUGCCUCGAGGUACUUGAUGUGCCGAAAUGAAAAUUCUUAUAUUUCUCCUGGAGUCUGGCUGGACAAGUGA